AUGGCCGCGGGAGCCAAGACGCCGUCCCUCGCCGAGGAAUAUUCACUUCCACCACAGGAAGUACCAGUGGAAAAGGCAGCUGAGGAGAAGCCCUCUAGUGGUACUGAGACUGAAGCUGCUCCCUCAAUCAAUGAUGAAACUCCUCCAUCUGUAGAAGACAAGAAUGAAACUUCUGAGGUACAAGAUGCUGCUGAAAAGCCAGAGGCAGAAGAAACUAACACUGCUGCAGAGGAAACACCUGCUGCAGAGGAAGCAAGUGAGACUGCCGAGGAGGAAGAGGCUGAUAAACCUGAGAUCAAGAUUGAAACAGCUCCAGCAGAUUUUCGUUUCCCAACAACAAAUCAAACGAGGCACUGUUUCACACGCUAUGUUGAAUACCACAGGUGUGUGGCUGCAAAAGGUGAGGAUGCACCUGAGUGUGAUAAGUUCGCCAAGUACUAUCGAUCCCUGUGCCCAGGUGAAUGGGUUGAUCGCUGGAAUGAGCAACGUGAAAAUGGCACCUUCCCUGGACCUCUGUAA
This is a messenger RNA of Miscanthus lutarioriparius, 519 nucleotides long. The record is from the annotation of a GenBank genome assembly. Lineage: Eukaryota; Viridiplantae; Streptophyta; Magnoliopsida; Poales; Poaceae.